AUGAAACUGGCUUUGGCAGCUCUUCUGCCGGCCUUUGCAGCUGCAGUAUUAUACUCCCCUUCUGUGGCAAUUGAUGCUGGCACAGUUCAGGGUGGAAGAUGUGAAGAUGGACAAAAUGCAGUGUUCUACAAGGCAAUUCCCUUUGCUGAGCCACCUACCAAAGAACUACGCUUCGAACCCCCAAAAGCCUACAAGAGGCAAUUCCCUCGGGGCAGACUGAACGCAACCACUGCGGCCGCAACCUGCAUUCAAUUCUCGGAUGACUUUACCCCGAAAAGAUUGAAUGCAUCUGCGCAUUCAUCCGAAGACUGUCUUUACUUGAACAUUUGGGCACCGUCCAAUGCCACCAAAGGCUCGAAGCUUCCAGUGAAGAUCUGGGUCUACGGUGGCUCGGAAACAGAGGGCUCUAUCUCGGACCCCUUAUAUGAUGGCUGUAACACUGCAGAGGCAGGAUCUAUUCUUGUCUCAAUCAACUACAGACUUGGUCCCCUUGGAUUCAUGGCCCUUGAGACUGCCGGAAUUUACGGCAACCAGGGAAUUCAAGACCUCCUUCUCGGACUAGAGUGGGUUCACGAUAACAUCGCUGCCUUUGGUGGAGAUCCGAAAAAGGUGCUUCUCUUCGGCCAAUCAGCCGGUGCUGAGAACGUAUACAUCAUCGGUUCUCUUCCCCAAGCGCCUUCUUUGAUCAAUAGUAUCAUCUCGGAAUCCGGGGGUGGGAGGAGGCUUGUUUCAAAUUCCACACAGCAAAAAGUCGGCGCCUCAUUCGCUCAAACGCUAAAAUGUAGCUCUGGUGAUAAAGCUUGUCUUCAGUCUAAGACAGUUUCCGACUUGUUGAUCGCGUAUUCGGCCGAUACCUUUUUAACUCAAGGGAUUGGAUACUACGGAGGCGGAUCUCUUAGUAUUCUGAGUCAGGGCACUCACAAUUUCUAUCCCUAUGUUGACGGUAAUGUCAUCAAGGAAGACCCUUACGAUCGUGGAGUACAAGUCCCAGCCGUGUUUGGAUCAAAUUCCAAUGAGGCUAUCGUUUAUACUUUACAAUGGGCCGCCAAAUACCAGCAGAAUCCAACGAAAUCGGUAUACAAAGAUUUCCUUCGCAGCAAUUUCGGCAAUGCCGCCUCGCUUGUUGGAAAAGCCUAUUCACCAUCUUUGUUCAAGUCGGAGGCCAAAGCCAUCAUCGCAGCUACCAGUCAGUUUGCUCAGCUUGGCUACAACACGACCUCGCUGGAAAUACUUUUGGCUAUGACACAGAUCAUAACCGAUUCCAGCUACAGGUGCUCAGCAUGGUACGGUGCGGCACAGGCCGCUCGCAAUAAUAUCCCCGCAUGGACAUACACAUUUUCACACAAUCCUACAUGUCCUUGGCUGUUCACAAUUGAUGAAAGUGAUGUCAGCUUGUUCGGUGGCGCCCAUACCGCUGAAAUUCCCUUUGUUUUUGGCAAUUUGGACAACUCAUAUCUUCCCAAUGGGACUUGCAAUUCUACAUCGGGGGAAUGGCAUCUCGGCGACCAGAUGAUGGACUUGUGGACUGCAAUGGCAGAAAAUGCUAAGCCAUCAACUAAGGAGAUUAAUUGGCCGCAAUUCCAGACCCAAGGGAAGAAUCUUUCGACUCCCAGCCUGAUCUUUGAAAAUUCAAUUCUGGCUGGUACAAUCGACUACACUGGAUGUGAUUUGUGGGUCCAAGUCAAUGCGAUGCUGUCAGCAAGCAACGCCACAGCCACGGGGACACCAACAAAGGCCAACGGCGAUCCAACGUUUUCGCCAUCUUCUCUUCCAAGUAACGGGGCAAUAUCCCUUCUGUCUAGAGUCGAAGGCUAUCUUGCCUUUAGUGUUCUGUUCAUGGGACUGGCUGCAAUCUGA
Messenger RNA from Penicillium concentricum, 1857 nucleotides. RefSeq names its product Carboxylesterase type B. The record is from RefSeq and is a predicted model, not a curated record. Lineage: Eukaryota; Fungi; Ascomycota; Eurotiomycetes; Eurotiales; Aspergillaceae. The transcript has 5 exons. The coding region runs from base 1 to 1857 and encodes 618 amino acids.